CUGUCUUAUUUAAAUCUAAAAAAUAACAAAUAUUUAUUUGAAAAACUUUUUUAAGUUGUUAUUUUCUCUAAAUUUAUCGUUUAUAGGAAAAAGAGCAACAGCUGGAAGAAAACUGGUGGCAGCGCUUGCAGGAAUAGCGAUGUGGCUAUUCUCAAUUCACCUUAGAAUAUCGACGCUAACUUAGAAGCAGGUAAUAAUCGUUUACCCAAAAAAGAGCUGACCGGAGUAAGUGUUUGGAAUUUGAUUGUCUUCUGUCGUGCUCUUCUCCUAGCAGUGCAGCGAGUAUCGUAAUAGAUUUUUAAGAUUAUAAUAUAAAGAAAUCAUCUUAUUUAUCAUAUAUAAUAACAGUAAUUUAAAAUGGAUUCCAAAGCUCGUUUAAUCAAAAAUAAAAAACUUAAAAUUAAGUCUGAACCUGUAAAAAGUGAAACUCACUUACCUAUAACAUUUGAACCAACAAAUAUAGUUUUAACAGGAAAACCAGGAGUUGGGAAAACUACAUUAAUCAAAAGCAUAAUUGAUCACUUACAGCAAUGUGGAACGAUUGGUUGCUGUGGCUUUUAUACCAACGAAACGAGAGAUACUGCAAAUGAACGCACCGGUUUUGAAAUUAUCACUCUUGAUGGAAAAGAAUCGACACUAGCCAAGACAUUUACAUUUGAUGAUGUACGUCGGCCUAAGAUCGGGAAAUAUUCAGUAUAUGUCGAAAAUGUUGACGCUGUUGCAUUGGCCAUACGUAAUGCUCCCAUGAAUAAAUUACUUGUCCUUGAUGAAAUUGGCAAAAUGGAAUUAAUGAGUAAAUCUUUUCGUUCUACUGUAAAUGACGUAAUUGACCACACUCUGUUAUUAGCAACCAUACCUCUAAUCUAUUCAAUACCCAUGUUGGAGCGUUUACGUAGUUCACCAAAUACUAAACUAUUUUGUAUAACCAAAUCAAAUCGUAAUACUAUUUUUAAAGAAAUUGUUGAUUGCAUUGAAGAAUGCCUGAAAGUGAAUUAAUCAAUUUUUUUUUAAUUCUAUCUCUUUAUCUAUUUAUUAAAGUUUUGUCAUAAAAUGUAAUU
This is a messenger RNA of Teleopsis dalmanni, 1058 nucleotides long. RefSeq names its product nucleoside-triphosphatase THEP1-like. Gene Ontology annotation, molecular function: ATP hydrolysis activity. The transcript has 6 exons. Lineage: Eukaryota; Metazoa; Arthropoda; Insecta; Diptera; Diopsidae. The coding region runs from base 358 to 996 and encodes 212 amino acids. The record is from RefSeq and is a predicted model, not a curated record.